AACGCUACAUGACGUGCCCGUAGAAAAGUCUUUCCGGCCAACCGCUGUUUGCGAUAAAUUAGCUUGCAUCUUCUUCCACAUUGCUGCCGCGCGCCAUUUGUGUCCCUGACUUCCUGGCAGCGGCAAUGGGUGUCGUGAGCUCAACAAUCCCUGCAGCCUUACUCCUCACUUCCUUCUUGCUCAUCUCCAAGCUUCCUCGCUGCAGGCCACUGUCGUUCAGCUACAACUUCUCCGAUUCUGCCACUUACGACCGUGCCGACAUCACGACCGAGGGACCCGCGACUCUCCCUCAACAAGAUGACAGCCCCAUCGACCUCACCCAGAAUCCCGUUCCUAGAUCCCAAGGCAAGUGCAACUGUUGGGGCCGGGCGUCAUACAGCAAGCCGGUGCCCCUCUGGGACAAUGCCACCGGCGAGGUGACGAGCUUCACGACCAGCUUCUCCUUCGUCAUCAAGGCGGCCAUCGACAACAGCACCUUCGCGCCUGGCGACGGGAUCGCCUUCUUCCUCUCGUCCCACCCGUCAAAAAUGCCUCCCUUCAGUGGCGGCGGCUACCUCGGCCUCUUCAACCAAAGCACCCCCGCCGGUACGACUCCACCAGCUGUGGUGGCGGUGGAAUUCGACACAUUCUCAAACGAAUGGGACCCGACCAUCAACCACAUCGGGAUCGACGUCAACUCCAUCAACUCCAUCGCGGUACUGGAGCUGCCGGCGGGCGAGCUCGCCGGCUCUGAGGAGCCGAUGGUUGCGUGGGUGAGCUACAACAGCAGUACAAAACUGCUCGCCGUCGCCCUACAGCUAAAGCGCAGCUCAGAUGGUGGCAUGGCGAGGUACGAGCUCAAUACUACCGUUGAUCUCGAGAGCUUACUUCCUUCCGAGGUGGCCAUCGGGUUCUCUGCCGCGAGCGGUUGGUCCGUUGAUCUGCAUCGCGUGCUCACCUGGUCUUUCAACUCCACGUUGGCGGCGACGAAAAUGGUGGCGGUGACACCGCAGGAACCGAGAGGACACAAUGUGACGGAAGAAAAAGCGCCCGAUAUAUCGGUCAAACAAUUUCCCUCCAAAAGUAUUGUCCGGCCGCUCGUCGGACUGGCUGUCGGUGCCAUGCUAAUAUGUGUCGUUGUUGUGGGUGUAUUGAUCCGGUUUCUAAUGGUGAGGCGCCGGCGGAUGAGCGAGGAGCACCAACAGGAGAUGGCGUCUGCCGACUCGGACGACCGGUGCAGCAUGGACGAGGAGUUCGAGAACGGCACCGGCCCGAGGCGAUUCCGCUACGGCGAACUCGCCGCCGCGACCAACAACUUCUCCGAGGACGGGAAGCUCGGGGAAGGUGGCUUCGGCGAGGUGUACAGGGGUUCCUUGAGCGACCUGGGUCUUGACGUGGCCGUGAAGAGGAUAUCCAAGAGCUCCCAGCAGGGGAGGAAAGAAUAUGUCGCCGAGGUCUCCAUCAUAAGCCGGCUAAGACACCGCAACCUGGUCGAGCUCGUGGGCUGGUGCCACCGCGGCGGCGAGUUCCUGCUCGUCUACGAGCUAGUGCCCAACGGCAGCCUCGACGCCCGCCUCCACGGCGCUUCGGGCAGCAGCGUCGUCCUGACGUGGCCGAGCAGGUACGAGAUCGCGCUCGGGCUCGGCUCGGCGCUGCUCUACCUGCACGUGGGGUGCGACAAAUGCGUGGUGCACAGGGACGUGAAGCCCAGCAACAUCAUGCUGGACGCGUCCUUGGGCGCCAAGCUCGGCGACUUCGGGCUGGCGAAGCUGCUCGACCAUGGCAACAGCUUGCAGACGGCGGUUGUGGCGGGAACCAGGGGGUACGUGGACCCAGAGUACGCCGCGUCCGGCAGAGCGAGCACCGCGUCCGACGUCUACAGCUUCGGCAUCGUGCUGCUUGAGAUCUGCUGCGGCAGAGUGCCGGUGCUGCGGCUGCCGGCCCGAGCGGAUCAGGAGGCCAACGACAGCGAGUACUCCUCCCUCCUCGAGUGGGUCUGGGGCCUCUACGGCCGGGGAGCAGUUCUAGAGGCGGCCGACCAUCGCCUGAACGGCGGCGAAUUUGACCAAACGCAGGUGGAACGCGUGCUGGUGGUGGGGCUCUGGUGCGCGCACCCGGACCGUGGCGCGCGGCCGUCUAUCAAGCAAGCGCUAGGCGUGCUUCAGUUCGAGGCUCCGUUGCCUUGUCUUCCUCCGAAGAUGCCCGUGCCGACGUACUCGCCGACCGUUGCAGCUGGGUACAGCGGCAAACGUAACCCUGCUGCCGCUGGCUCGCCGGCGCCCGGUGAUUCCUCCAGUGCCGGAGCUUCUUCUUCUUCUUUCACGGGCGGUACACGCUCGACCGCGACCAGUUCCUCCACGACGGUUGGACCAUCUAGCUGUUGUCCAGAGUCCUCUGUUGUCAGUAUGCAACAAACUGCUGGCAUGUAACGAUCUUACAAUCAUCGUGUUGGAGGUUAGCACUUCUCCAGAUUCCAGUUCGGUACGUCCGAGGGAAAGUUUCGUCCUCGGGAAGGAGGCAGCUGAUCUUGAUACCUUUUGAAGGUACCGUAAAAAGCUGCUUCUUUAACGAUUCCCCAGUGUGAUGCAGACGUACUUGAGACAUUCAUGGCACCUGUUUACACAGAACCAGAUGUCUCUUAAUUGAGCUGUAUUAGCGUCGUCUUGCCAUUGAUUUCCAGGGGUAACAUGGGUUGUCUACAAUCCUUUUUCUUGGGGAAUCGUUUUCUUAAUUUGUUAUGAGAAAGUACAUGUGCUGGCCUAGUAAUUUCAACA
Molecule: messenger RNA, 2753 nt
Organism: Brachypodium distachyon (stiff brome)
Lineage: Eukaryota; Viridiplantae; Streptophyta; Magnoliopsida; Poales; Poaceae
Product: L-type lectin-domain containing receptor kinase IX.1
Exons: 1
Coding region: 126-2408 (760 amino acids)
Biological process (GO): protein phosphorylation
Cellular component (GO): plasma membrane
Molecular function (GO): carbohydrate binding; ATP binding; protein kinase activity
Source: RefSeq, a predicted model, not a curated record